AUGGCGGAAGAAAAUGACCAGUCCCCUGGUUCCGAGCUAGGGGAUCCUCCAUCCACGACGCCUCAGUCUCUCGCUAAAGCUGUUCAUGCCCGACGAUCGGAAUUCGUGCGACCGCAUAGUUUAAAGGUCAAGAUUGGAACGUGGAACGUUGCUGCGUGUACGGGAACGGAUAAAGAUCUUGCGACAUGGUUCACGUGCGGCGAAGGCUUGGAUCAGCAAUUGACAGGCCUCAAUCUUUCCAAAAAUAGUGCUGUGGAAAAAGAUGCAAAGGACAAUGGUAGUUCCGAGCCUCUGCACUUGACCUCUGGAGGUGAUAUCGGUCUUUAUGUGCUGGGACUGCAGGAAAUUGUAGACCUUAACACGACCAAGGAUUACAUGAACCGUGCAGUUUACACAGACACAAGUGCUAUUGAUAGAUGGAGGGCAGCACUGGAAGCAGCAUUACCCAAGGGUUACGAGCUCAUCACGGCUGAGCAGAUGACUGGCUUACUGCUCCUGGUGUAUGCUUCCCCAGAAAUUGCGCCUACCAUCAGCAACGUCAGUACGAAGCAGGUUGGCACAGGCCUUUUGGGAUAUUUUGGAAACAAGGGAGCCGUCACAACGAGACUAUUGCUUGGCGAAACAACGCGCAUGGUCUUUGUGAAUAGCCAUUUGGCUAGUGGUGCUGGCACUUCAUAUUUGGACCGCCGAUGCUGGGAUGUUGGCCAAAUUCUCUCACGAACUCAAUUCGACCCAAUUGUUCACUCGGGCGUCGAAGAAGACGAGGGUGAGAAGAUUGGGGACGAGGAUCUUGCAUUCUGGUUUGGAGAUUUGAACUUUCGGCUGGAUGGACUGCCUGGUGAAGAUAUAAGACGGAUACUCACGCUGCAUGCUCGAGGUGAGUAUGGCGCAAGCGAAGACGAAUCAAAAUCACUUGGCGAACAAGGUGUUAUUGUCAUGAAGAGUUCCGACAGCGAUGACGAGUCAUCUUCGAGGCCGUCGCUGCAUUCAAGGGACGAGAGCUUUGAUACUGCCAGCGAUCUACCUGACCCUGACGACUUUCCUGAAGACCCUAGUCAAGAUCCUACUUCAUUGCAGGCUACAAUCGAUUCUUUGAUACCCCAUGAUCAGCUGCGGAGGAUCAUCAAGCAGCGGAAAUUAUUCCACGAUGGUUGGAAAGAAGGACCAAUUACAUUUCUUCCGACAUACAAAUACGACAUUGGUACGGUUGGCCUCUUUGACUCGAGUGAGAAGCAAAGAGCUCCAAGUUGGUGCGACCGUAUCUUGUUCAGGACUCGAAAGGAUAAGCAGGAUUACGAAAAUAAGAUUAAGGAGGAAGAAGAGGCAAAGAAGAAAGACGAAGAGAUGAAGUCUAGGGGGCUUGAAGAGGAUGAAGACGUGCUCUUUAGUUACGAUCCCGACGCUGAUGGAGAGGAUCCCGCGUCAUCAACGGACAACCUCGAGUAUGAUGAAUAUGAUGACAACGAGGAGCCAGAGGCAGAAGAGCUUGUGACAAAAGAAGGCUUUCGAGAUCGUAUCCAUCUCGAGAUUUACACCUCUCACCAGCGCAUUGCAUCUUCAGAUCACAAGCCCAUCACUUCAAUCUUUACGCUCGACUACGACGCUGUUGUACCAGAUCUCAAGGCAAAGAUUCAUGCAGAGGUGGCAAGAGAACUAGACAGAGCGGAGAAUGAGGGCCGCCCAGGCAUUACGGUUGUCGUGGAAGGCAGCGAAGGCAAUGAGGAUAAGAUUGUCGACUUUGGAGAGGUUCUACCUCUAGAGAAACAGACACGUCAUUUAACGGUUGCCAACACUGGGAGCGUCGCGGCGACAUUUUCAUUUGUGGAGAAGCCGACAACGGAUGAAGGAGAUGAUGCUAUCCCUGAAUGGCUCAAGACGUCAUUCUUGUCCGCUGACGAAGAACCCCAAAAAUCUCUGGGCGCUACCGUUACUUUGGACCCCGGAGAGACGGCUUUGGUCUUAUUGGAACUCCAAGUAUCCGCCGUGCCUCACUUCAGAGCCCUGAACGAGGCUCGCGCCACGAUCGAAGAGGUUCUGGUUCUUCGUGUGGAGGAUGGUCGAGAUCACUUCAUUCCUGUACGCGGGGUCUGGCAACCCUCUUGCCUGGGUCGCUCUAUGGCAGAGCUGAUAAGAAUCCCAGAUGGAGGCAUCAGAAAAUUUGUUCAGGACGAGGGCAUAGAGGGGGCGAUUUCUUACGACUCAGCUGUGCAAUGUUCAGCGCCAAAGGAGCUCUUCAUGCUUACUGAAGUAGUGCAAACUCUUGUGGAGCGUAGCCUUGCAGAGGCAACGAUGCUAGAGGACGAGGUGCUACCGAGGGAUCCUGGAUGGCCUCUUGAGUCGUCGACUUGGAGGGUUGGCGAAGACGACAUGCAAGAUGCAAAGGUCAAACUUGUGUCUGCCUUGGAUAAAGACGGCUCUCUACUCGACGCGCUCCCCCUAGAAUGGCCUGCAUCGUUCAAGUUAGAAGUCGUCUGCUCCAUCCUCCUUCUCUUCCUCGAGUCGCUCACCGAUGGUCUUAUUCCUACCCAUCUCUGGGCCAAGCUCUCUGCGUCUUUACCCAACGUAGCCUCUGUACCUCCUACUGCCUGGUCCGACACCAAGACCCAGGUUCUCGACAUUCUCUCUACAGCACCAAACCACAAUAUUGCAUUCGUGUUUCUUACAGCCACUCUGUCCCGUGCAGCGUCGGAGCUAAUGCCCGUAACAACGGACCCCAAACCUGGCCUCUCCCGCCGCCUAAGCUUCCGCCGAGGAAACGCACAAGAAGAGGACUCAAAGAAGCGAAAGAUGAGAGAACACAGAUACGCCGAGAUUGUUGGGCCGAUGGUCUGUCGGAUAGACGAAAAGGAAAAGGGCGCGAGAGAUAGGGCGAGAACGGUAGUAGAAAUGUUCAUAAUGCGUGAUGAAGGGAGCUAG
Molecule: messenger RNA, 2916 nt
Organism: Fusarium pseudograminearum CS3096
Lineage: Eukaryota; Fungi; Ascomycota; Sordariomycetes; Hypocreales; Nectriaceae
Exons: 1
Coding region: 1-2916 (971 amino acids)
Biological process (GO): phosphatidylinositol dephosphorylation
Molecular function (GO): phosphatidylinositol-4,5-bisphosphate 5-phosphatase activity
Source: RefSeq, a predicted model, not a curated record